UGGGAUUCUGGUUACUGACUUCUAAGACCAUUGCUGCUUGACUGACCUGAUGAGAUGGUUUUUCGCUUACAGAAAAGUUGUAAGCAUUGUGACAGUGCGUUAGGACUUCAUUAUUAACGUUUAUGUUAAAAUUACAUCGCACAGGCAACAUCUGCAGUUUCGAAUUCACGUGCUUCGCUGGUAUCGGUGCAGGAAGCAGUGACGAGGCGCGUGAGGGGUGGGACAGUGUGCACUAGAGACGUGUCGCUGUCACUGCUGGGGGUGAGAGUGUUGUGGAAAACAGCCGUGGCAUCUAGAGCUGUGGUUUGUGUGUUGUCACCUCUCCAUUCCCAGUAGGUCAGAACCCUGGGAAAGAUUUGCAAGCAGUGUUUUCCUAAGUUUUUAAUUUCCACACAUGCAUAUUAAAACGAGCUGUGAUUAAAGUGAUGAUGUAUACGUGGGUUAAUAGUUGCAGGCUGAAAAGUGCUCCCUGCUCUGUCCCGGCCCAGCCCCGGAGGAAAGUCAGCCCUCAGUGAUUCCCUAGCACCUUGAUGUUAGAUUGCGAGGUUAUACGCGCUACAGCUGUUUCUUAGUGUAUCAUUUUUAGACCUCUGACACUUUCCAGUAGGUAAAGACGUUUGCCUUUUUCCUUCCGGUCAGCAGCAUUGCUUGCGUCGCAGUGACCACGUUUCUGUGUUCGUCCCUGAACCGGAUGGUUCGCUGUGCUUAGAGUUCCUUCCCAGACAGCGUUCUGCACAGGGGUUAACUUCGUUUUAUAUACGCCGAUUCUUCCCAGUCCCAAGUAGCUCUAAAACUUACCGAAUCCAUUUUCCACGUGGUCAGAGCCCGCCAGGAUACCAGUUCCCGCACAAACCGAUUUCUCUCUCAUUGGUGGUGCAUGGCUGUUUCCUGAGACCACCGUCCCCCGACUGCUUUUCCUCCCGUGAGUUGCAUUCCACGUGUCCUGGACCCCACGUCUUCAGGUUCCUUGGCGUGGAACACUUCUUUCAGGAACGAGGCUGGGGCUGCGUGGAGGGUCAGCUAUUACGAGACUUUAAGGCUGUUGCCUUGGGAUAGAAAUUUCCAGGUGGAAAAUCUGGAAUUCUGAAUGCUUUGCUCCUGGCUUCUAGUUCAAAUGUUGAUAAUCUGAUGCGAUUUUGUUUCUGAUUUGUUUCCUUGUUUUCUUUUGUUCUUAGUCAUUCUGAAGUUACGUGAUAGUAUGCUUUGGUGGGCUGUGGCAAACCGGAAAAUACUUUUCAGUUCUUGCCCCUUGCCCCACCCACACACCCUUUUUCUGGAAACUCCGUAAGGUUCUAGAGCGGCUGGGUUGAGCCUCCGGCCUUAUUCUUGCUCUUUUGGGGAGAUUUCUGUAACAUGGUUUUUUCACCCUUCCUACUGGAUUUUUAUUUUUGGCCAACCUGCAGUUGCCUGCCCGUGUGUAGCUCCGUACUUCACUGCUGCCUCCAUCCUGAGCCCUCCUGAAUUCCACGAGGCGGCCAACCUCACUCAUCACCCACUGAAUCCGCUAAGGCAGGUGGCUGCCAACCACCGUCUCCUCUCCGUAUGCAACACACUGGUUGAAAUCUUGUUCGGUAUCUUUUACUCCUAUUUUCAUUCUCUUAGUUUCGCCAUUAUUAUUCCUCUUCUGCCUUUCUGCUGGGGUCUGAGCGUGAGGGGACGUGAAUGUGCAUGUUAAGGACCAGAGGGGAGCUCGCUGGACGAGGUCACUGGGGAGUCCGUGUAUAAACACUUGCAUGUUCUUGAAAGUAGUAAAACGGUGUAUGGUAGACCAGUUCUUUCCUUGAAUCUUGCUGUUUUAAAGGGAUUUAAAAUAGUCCCUGCGUAAGUAAUACGCUCUUAAUUUUGAGGCUCAAGCAUUAAUUUUGGAGCAAUCAGCAGCAUCUGUGACUCAAGUCUCUGAUGCCAUUUACAGAAUUUCCUGGGAGUUGACUCUAGAUAAAGUGAGAUACAAUACUUGAAAGAAAAAGCAAGAAAUACUUGAAAUCAAGUCCCCAGAUUAAACAGUUCAUGUGAGAAUAUUUUCUUCUUGCGACCAGAAGCACUUCAUACGGCCUUUCAGGUAAAGCGAGGUGUGUUAUCUUGCUCUGCUCUUUGCUCCUAAGUGGUUCUGCAGAAUUCUAACUGGUCAGAAGCCAUGACCAAUCUCACCCCCUCACUGGCCUAAAGCACGGUUGGAUUCAGCCUUUGGUAUGAGAAGCUGCUUAGUCUCCACUGUCAUCCCUAAGGAGGAGUUAGUAGUGUACGGGAUCGUCAGGUUACAGGCGAGAGCAAAACGGUGAAUGCCCACAAUGAGGCAGUCGUUUCUUUAAAGGAUAGAUAGUUUAAGGCAUCGGGUAGUUUGGAGAUUAUUUUUACAACUGCGUGAUUAAAAUAACAACUAACAAAAACAUUUUCUUUCCCAAGAAAUUUGACAUUGCAUUUUAAUGUAUAAAGAACAUGCUUUUGAGAAAACGCUUACUGGUUCUGUGGUCUUCAUGGGACCAGUCCUCCGAUGUAGCUGCAGCCUGACGACACUUAAUUUCCCCCAAAGUAGAGUGAGGCCGAAUUGAAUAUCAGCGUAAAGGAAAUUUGUGGAGCAGAGAAUUGACAUGCAGUUAUGUUUCAGGGACGACAAAGGUCCGUCUAGUCACGGCAGUGGGAGGGAUUAUCAAGGGCCACAUAUCAGUUUACCUCCCCACCCGACCCGUGGUCUCUUGCUGGCUUAGUUUGUGCUGGUCUGUGUGGGGACGGCUCGUGGGAUCGCCCAUCCCACUGUAGCUGCUGCUGUGCACAGCAGAGGGCACAAUCUGCCUUGCGUGCGUGUGAGGCCACCGCAGAAGGGAAGGGCUGACGACAUUUCUGAGAAAGGAGAGUGCCCAGAACUCGCAGGACAAAGCCUUGGGCAGGAAGGGAAGCGGAGGGGUCACAGCGCUUCCAGCCCGUGGCGGGGCCGUAGCCACGCAGUCUCCUCCUCACCGUCCUUUCCCGUAGCUCCUGGAAGCCCCAGCGGUCCUCUGACCGGCCAUCACCCCAGUUACAAAGUCAUGACCUGGUCUGUCCCUCCUUACUCCCGCCCACCCCCGACCCGGUUGGUCUAGAGUCCUGAGCGAACGGGCGGUCAGAGCUCAGAGCAGCAGCCCCAGCGCUCCUGGGCGUCCACACAAGGAGCAUUCCAUUAAAGCGUAGUUUCAGUAAUGUAUUUACUGAAAACCUCAGACAGGACGAGAAAAGCAUUUGGGAUCUCACGCAGCUUGGCUAAAUGAACACUAAAUUUAGACCAGCAGUUUCGCGCUGAGGCUUGUGGGCCUUGCAGGGACACCCGUGCACUGAAGGGAGACGACGAACGACAGAAUUCGCAGAAAGAUUUAUGAUAGUUGCUUCUGAGUAAUUAAUAGUCACCUAGCAGUCGAAGGUCACGUUUUCGUGUUCCAACUUAACACAAGUCACUGGCUUCUACACUUGGCACGGGGCAUUUGAAGAAUAGGAUUGAUGCCAGCCCUUAGCAGUUUGCAGUCCACUGGGGAGAUGAAAGAGUUACACGGUCUUCUUGCACAAAGGAUGUGAGACAUCUCACCAGCAAAUGAAUUGUGUAAUAAAAGAGAAAUAUUUAAAGACCACUCACAAAAUGAAAAGGAGGCCCAGGGAAAAUGGAAGCGGGGUUAAGAAAUCGAGGGACAAUGAAUCACUCUCCCCAGGACGCUGGCUCCGACGGCAUUCACGAAGACAGAAAGCUUUACGUCGUGGAUUCCAUAAACGACUUGAACAAAUUGAACCUCUUUCCAGCCGGGUCCCAGCAUCUGUUCCCGCUGGAGGAGAAAACCCCAGAUGUUGGCACUAACUCAGGAAGUCGAAGCCACAGUCUGUUUUUCCUGGGGCUGAUCGUCGUGCUGAUUGUCGGUCUGGUGCUGGUUUCCUUCGUGAUGUUCCUCAUAGGCAGCUCCCAAGAGGGGAAAAGCGUCACGUGCUUUGGAUUUGCUUCAGCUUCACGCUUUCCAGAAGCAGGUGGCGUCUCUGCCGUGCGAUGCGGCAGAGCUCAGUUGAAACCCUUCCUUCGUGUCUUGGAUCAUAAUUCAUUCAACGUCAUGUUUCCGAUGUGGCGGAGAGGCAGCUUCUGGGCAGCAAUCUGUUCCCAGUUCGGAAGUUCAGACUGGGAACAAGAUGGACGACGUGUCAAGAAGACUGACAGCUGAGGGAAAGGACAUCGACGACCUUAAGAAAAUCAACAGCAUGAUCGUCAAGCGACUCGGCCAACUGGACGCCAAACGGAACUAGAC
This is a messenger RNA of Pteropus alecto (black flying fox), 4253 nucleotides long. RefSeq names its product leucine rich single-pass membrane protein 1 (gene LSMEM1). The record is from RefSeq and is a predicted model, not a curated record. The transcript is spliced from 7 exons. NCBI's taxonomy places the organism in Eukaryota, Metazoa, Chordata, Mammalia, Chiroptera, Pteropodidae. The coding region runs from base 3627 to 4169 and encodes 180 amino acids.